Somion occarium is the source of this 561-nucleotide messenger RNA. The record is from the annotation of a GenBank genome assembly. Lineage: Eukaryota; Fungi; Basidiomycota; Agaricomycetes; Polyporales; Cerrenaceae.
GGCUUGCGUACCAGACUUCACCGAUGCUAUAUCUUUACAUGUCUACACUUCCAACAAUCAUAGAGAUACCACAUGCAUGGAUUCCGCUAUAAUACAGUCCUAUAUCAUUCAUCCAUAUUGCCGCCGAGAACGAAACAGGAGUGUCGUACUAAAUACAAAGUCACAAAAACCAUUCAUCAUACAUACUCGCGAACCAUUAGAGAUAGAACAUGGUCUCCUUCAUCCCGCCGGCCACGCCAUUUCUCCACAUCUUCUCGCCUUCACGAUAUACUUCAACUUCGCCACCCUCGCUAGUGGCAGUGGUACCGCUGUCCGAAAUGCCUUGGAGCAAAGAGUGCAAGUAACACCUGCCACGUUCACAAGCAAGGUCGGCGUAAUAGGCCGGAGAAACCAAACUGACCGCCUUCGUUGCACGAGCGAACAUGUAGCUGACGUCAUUUGUAAGGCCUUGCAACUGGUCUGCUGCGAAGCCAAUCUCAUCGUGAACGACGUAGUAGUUGUAUUCAGCGUAUGACAGCAAGCCAUGCACCCACCUUGCAAGAAGAAAUCAAACUCGUAGAC